AUGACCAACAGACCCGACAUUGAAGCGGGUGCCGCUGGGCAAAUGCCCAACGACUAUGAUGCCAAUGAUACCGAGACAGAGUCUCUCCUUCCAACCACACGGCCUGAAGAAGAUGUGUUGUUGCAUUCACCGAAGAAGUCAAGGUCCACCUUCCACGAUAAAGCCUGUGGACAACCAAGGUUCGGAGUUUUGCAUAUAACUGGGGCGUUUGUGCUGGGCACUAUUGCGACACUGGCUGCGCAGUACGCCAUUUGCGGGUCCAGCUGUUUCACAGGAGGACAGCAAGGUUCGCGUUCGGCUUCUGCGUAUUCGCAUCAGAACCAGGAAGUUGUCACCGCGCUAGCACCGCCGUGGGUCGGAUCCACUGAGUCGCACCAGUUCCCCCCUCCCAAUCCAACGAACGCGUUCCCUUCGUUGUUCCCUUCUGAUGUAGGCUAUGCCGGCCCAACACCCACGGGAGCAGAGGCUGGAGUUAUCGCGACAGCUCCUGCAUACCCAAUGCAUACGGGUCAGUGCUCGCAUGAGCUCCUGAAGCCCGCGUCGCUGUACGGAGAGGCGAAGAAGGAUCCGGAACAUAACGAAGCGAAGGGAAAGAAAUCCAAAUUCAACUUGUUCCGUAGCUGGGGCAAUCUUUCCCCGUGGUAUAGCGUUGACAGAGGCCGUUUUGGCGUGGAUUCUAGCCCUGAUGUUCCAGAGACAUGUCGGGUUACAGGGUUGCAUUUCUUGCAUAGACACGGCGCCAGGUAUCCUACAGCGUGGGCAAGCUUCGGUGGUCCUGCCAAGUUGGGAAGGAAACUUCAUAGAUCUCCAGAAUCCUGGAAUGCGUCUGGAGAUCUCGAAUUUUUGAAUGGAUGGACCUAUAAACUUGGAGAAGAGAUCUUGACACCAUUUGGAAGGCAGCAACUUUAUGAUCUUGGAAUCUCACUACGAAUCAAAUAUGGGUUCCUGCUGCAGAACUUCACUGAGAAGAACACGCUUCCUGUGUUCAGAACUGAAUCUCAAGAUCGCAUGCUUGCUUCUGCCCAAAACUUUGCAGUUGGGUUCUUUGGUUACCCUCUUGAUGGUCAAUACCAGCAGAGUAUUACAAUCGAAGAGGACGGGUUCAACAACACGCUAUCUCCUUACAAGACGUGUCCUAAUGCCAAAAUUAUCCACAAGUCGGAGCGAGGACAAUGGUACAUCAAGCGCUGGGCAAAUAUCUACCUCAAAGAAGCCCAAAAGCGAUUGCAAAAACAGUUGCAUGGCAUUGAUCUGACAAUUGAAGAGACAUACAUGAUGCAACAGCUUUGUCCAUACGAGACUGUGGCCCUUGGAUACUCCAAGUUCUGUGAGCUGUUCACCGAAGAAGAGUGGGAGGGAUUCAACUAUGCACUCGAUUUGCAAUUCUGGUAUGGGUCUGCGUUUGGUUCACCCGUCGCUCGCGUGCAGGGCAUUGGUUACGUCCAGGAAAUGGUUGCUCGUCUAACCAACACACCCAUCCAAACGCACAACUCUUCCACUAACGCCACAUUAAAUGACAACCCCAUUACAUUCCCUCUUGGCCAGAGUCUGUAUGUCGAUGCCACCCACGAAGUUGUCGUUUUAAACAUCAUUACUGCCCUCAACUUAACUUCGUUCGCCGGAUCAGGACCUCUUCCUUAUACACAUAUGGACCCCAAUCGUACAUUUAGGGUCUCCGAACUCGCUCCGUUCGCCACGAAUGUCCAAUUCCAACUUCUGGAAUGUACGUCGACCCCAGGCCAACAGAUCAGGGUGAUCAUCAACGACGGCGUCGUGCCACUCACAGGCAUCCGCGGAUGUCCCGAGCAGAAGGACGGCAUGUGCCCAGUGGACACCUUCGUCGCAGCACAGAAGGAGAUCAUCAAGGAGGUCGACUGGCUAUACGACUGUCAUGGCGAUUGGACGGUCCCGGAAGGUACUGAGUGGGAGACUGUUAUCGGCUCGCCGCCGAAGCGAGCUUAA
Molecule: messenger RNA, 1962 nt
Organism: Psilocybe cubensis
Lineage: Eukaryota; Fungi; Basidiomycota; Agaricomycetes; Agaricales; Agrocybaceae
Exons: 13
Coding region: 1-1962 (653 amino acids)
Molecular function (GO): acid phosphatase activity
Source: RefSeq, a predicted model, not a curated record